Messenger RNA from Thrips palmi, 1082 nucleotides. RefSeq lists its product as uncharacterized. The transcript has 7 exons. The record is from RefSeq and is a predicted model, not a curated record. NCBI's taxonomy places the organism in Eukaryota, Metazoa, Arthropoda, Insecta, Thysanoptera, Thripidae. Bases 65 to 955 code for a protein of 296 amino acids.
CAUAAAAGGAAAGGCAAACGAUAGAGCCGGCAGUUUGUGCCUUGCGGUCGUCAAGCCCCAAACGAUGGCUCGUCUCUCCGUCCUUGUUGUCACCCUGCUAGGAAUGGCCGCCUGCGCCGCAGCGUGGCCCGACUUCAACACUCAGCACAACAAGCUUAUUGUGACAUUCGACAUCAUGCCUGAUCCGUUCCACAAGAGGAGCUUUUUCGACAUGCCCCGGACGCUUGAGGAGGCUGCUAAAGAUGGCUGGAAGCUCAGUCAGUACAGGCAACAUGACCAAACCGUCAUCCACUGCCGCGGUAAGGACUACCGCGUGUGCCUGCUCUUCGACGAGUCUGGCAGCGUGGCGGGCAUUCGCGUGUCGGUUAGUCAAUGGGAGAUGAAUAAAAUUGGCUUCGACCUCGAGUACAUUCCAGAAUGGGAGCUGAACUUCGACCCAUUGGCGUCUGACUGGGUGUACUCCGCCACCGUGUUCUUCCAGGCAAAACAUGAGCUUUUGAGUGGUGGCCGAAACCUGACAAAGCAGGACCUCACCGCACCCAACGGCCUUUACAUCCUGCAGACAGACCAGGUGGGCUUGGAGAUGAACCGGCUCCACGUGCCCAACCAACAGUCUGAGGCACUGUCAGCUGGCUUCACCGAGCAGGCCUGCUUCUUCGGGAUGGGCAAGCACUACUUCCUGGACAUGCAGAAGGACAGCAAGUGCAUUGAACACCGCCCCUUCUUCACGCUGUACGGACCAAAAAGCCACGAGCUGAACGGCUUCGGCUUUGUGCAGUACGGCAAGAUCAGGAAGGAGAAGAACAUGCGGAACUGGUUCGAGUCCCCCACAGCGCAGGUGGCCAUGACAAUCGCGCCCAAUAGCCCUCCCUGUUUGGGAGAGUGGGUCAACAAGUAUGGCCUGUUUACGCUGCACGUCUACUUCGUUCCCCACCCCUUCUUCACUUUCUGCUAAUAUGCCAGAGAUUUUAUGUUAAACCGAAUUGUUUCCGUAUAAAUGUAAAACAGUGUUUAUUGCAUUCACAAUGCAAUAGCUCGUUAGUGACACUUUUGCUGAAAUAAAAAUGGUGCAUACUUUGAAA